Messenger RNA from Cladophialophora psammophila CBS 110553, 1908 nucleotides. RefSeq lists its product as uncharacterized. The transcript is spliced from 5 exons. The record is from RefSeq and is a predicted model, not a curated record. NCBI's taxonomy places the organism in Eukaryota, Fungi, Ascomycota, Eurotiomycetes, Chaetothyriales, Herpotrichiellaceae. The coding region runs from base 1 to 1908 and encodes 635 amino acids. Gene Ontology annotation, molecular function: FMN binding; oxidoreductase activity.
AUGACCCCUCCUCGUGUCAUUGUUGUUGGCGGAGGCCUGUCUGGUCUCAGUGCCGCUCAUACUGUCUAUCUGAACGGAGGCAACGUCCUUGUUCUGGACAAGAAUAACUUCUUCGGUGGCAACUCGACAAAGGCCACCUCUGGUAUCAACGGUGCUCUCACCCGAACCCAGGUCGACCUCGGUAUUCAAGACAGUGUCAAGCAAUUCUACGAGGAUACGCUCGAAUCUGCCCGUGACCAGGCCAGACCAGAUCUCAUUCGAGUCCUCACAUACCAAUCCGCUGCGGCCGUGGAAUGGCUGCAGGACGUCUUCAAUCUUGACCUCACUCUUGUUUCUCGAUUGGGCGGCCACUCUUUUCCCCGUACCCACCGUGGACACGAUGCCAAAUUCCCUGGUAUGGCUAUCACCUAUGCACUGAUGCAAAGACUCGAAGAGCUCUGCGAAUCCGAACCCGAGAGAGUUGAGGUCGUCAAGAAGGCCAGGGUCACAUCUCUAAACACGCAAGGCAACUUGGUCACCGGUGUUACCUACGAAUACGGCGGUGAGACGCACUCGGUGGACGGUGUUGUCAUUUUGGCUACUGGUGGAUAUGCCGCCGACUUUACAGAGACCUCCCUUCUCAAGAAGCACAGACCGGACACCUUUAACCUGUCGUCAACCAAUGGCACGCAUGCCACUGGAGACGGGCACAAGAUGUUGAUGGCCAUUGGCGCAAAUGACAUUGAUAUGGACAAGGUACAAGUGCACCCUACCGGUCUGGUUGAUCCCAAGGAUCCCCACUCCAAGUGGAAGUUCUUGGCUGCUGAAGCCCUUCGAGGCGAAGGCGGUAUUCUCAUCAACAGCGAUGGCCAACGAUUUUGCGACGAUCUUGGCCACCGUGACUACGUUUCUGGCAAGAUGUGGGAGGAGAAAGAGAAGGGCAAAUGGCCCAUCCGCCUGAUUCUCAACUCCAAGGCCUCAAACGUCCUUGAUUUCCAUACCCGACAUUACUCUGGUCGUGGCUUGAUGAAGAAGAUGACGGGCAAAGAGCUGGCCAAAGAGAUCGGCUGCGGUGAGGCUGCGUUGGAGAAGCAGUUCAAGGAGUACAACGCUAUUGCCAAAGGCGAAAAGAAGGAUCCUUGGGGCAAGAAGUAUUUCCACAACAUGCCCAUGGACAUCAAUGACACUUUCCACGUUGCACUGAUGGAGCCCGUUGUGCACUUCACCAUGGGUGGUAUGGAGAUCAACGACAAGGCCCAAGUGCUCAACAAGGAACACAAACCCUUUGAAGCUCUGUUUGCCUGCGGUGAACUUGCCGGUGGUGUGCACGGCGCUAACCGACUUGGUGGUUCAUCACUCUUGGGCUGUGUGGUCUACGGCCGAGUUGCUGGCGCAUCGGCUUCUCAAUACCUAUUCCACAAGCUUACCACUCAAGGAGGCGCCACCGGGGCUUCUCAGCGUCUAGGUCAAAUCUCGUUACACAUUGAUCCUAGCACCCCUGGUAAGAUCUCAGUGGAAUGGGGAAGCGGUGCUUCUUCAGCUCCCUCAGCCGGCACUCAGACGACCUCGCAGCAAGCCCAAAGGAGCGCGGCACCAGUGAUGGACGGCAACAAGGCCGAAGAACCCGGCAAGAAGAAGGAUGUCAACGAUAUCAGCAACUUCAAGGUCCCGGAUAAAGAGUAUAGUCUGGAAGAGGUGGCCAAACACAACAAAAAGGAUGAUCUGUGGAUUGCCGUCAAGGGUGUAGUGAUGGACGUCACCAACUGGCUCGAUGAGCAUCCAGGUGGUCCCCAAGCAUUAUUCAGCCACAUGGGCAAAGACGCUACCGAAGAAUUUGAGAUGCUUCACGACGACGAAGUGAUUCCGAAAUACGCUCCCGACAUCGUCAUUGGCCGCGUAAAGGGCCAAAAAGUUCGUCUGGAGUAUUAG